Schistocerca piceifrons (Central American locust) is the source of this 2082-nucleotide messenger RNA. RefSeq lists its product as uncharacterized. The record is from RefSeq and is a predicted model, not a curated record. Gene Ontology annotation, cellular component: SCF ubiquitin ligase complex. Gene Ontology annotation, biological process: SCF-dependent proteasomal ubiquitin-dependent protein catabolic process. Lineage: Eukaryota; Metazoa; Arthropoda; Insecta; Orthoptera; Acrididae. The transcript is spliced from 6 exons. The coding region runs from base 138 to 1808 and encodes 556 amino acids.
UGAAGAUGUAGGUUGUAAACAAAUCGAUAUUCAAAUACGACGUAAAGCAGUGUAGUGUUAUUAAAAUGGAGUUUAUUUAAGUUUGAGAGUGCUUUACCUGCCCACGAGAAGAGUAUCAGUUCUGGUAAUAUAAGUAAAUGAGUAUCAAAAUGCCCACGUACAGAGUUCAGAACCUUUAUAACAUAUGUCUGAAUAGCAUUGUGUGUAAUGUCAACUUUUGGUUGAAACUGAAGAAGGACCAUGACAAAAAUGGGAAGAAAUACAGCCCAUUUAGCGUCUUGCCUGCAUCAUUGGAGCAAGAACUGCUGGACACUUAUGUGCGCAUUCAUAGUCUACCUGACAGGUAUAACUUCUGGCUGGAGCAUCAGGAAAAGUGGAGACUGUUUAUAACUGAACACAUCAGUAGACUUGCAAUAACAGAUUACACAGAGAAGGCAAGCCUCCUCCACAUUGCUGCAACAUGUAGGAACCUGAAGUACCUUGACAUCAAGAAUGUAUAUGAAGCUCUCCCAUGUCUCAAAACAAUAGCACCUUGUUUGAAACUUAACUUUGUGACAAUGGCACAUAUUAACAGCACCACACUGAAGUAUAUCCGGAAUCAUUGCCCAAAUCUCAGGUUUCUUGGAUUACGAUCAUGUGUUCUCAAUGACAAAGCACUGGGGCAUUUGAAGCAUAUAAAUACUCUCACAGAGCUCGACAUAAGGGACACAGAGGUUACAGCAUCAGGCAUAUGUCUUGUUUUAAAACACAACCCUCAGCUGCGUAGCUUACAUCAUCCAGAGGUAGUGCGUGGGCUCUAUAAAAUGCAUUCCUCUCGAACUUGGUUGGUACGUGUAGAGUCGAGUCUCUUGUCUUCUACUAUGAUGUCAUAUCAGUUGAGAGACAUUGAGUUUGAGAUAUCAAAGAAGGAUAAUCCUGGAAUGUUAGCUGUAGUUGUUUCAUCAUGUCCAGCUAUUGAACGAGUCCGUGUUGAAGUUGAUGCCAGUGCUCCAGCUGACUCACUCGCACCUUUAGCGAAACUUCAAUAUUUGACAGAGCUAGAUGUCCAGUGCUGUGGUGACAGUACACACAAAGGGUGGGAUGACCCUGCUUCAGCUGCUAUAAAUCUGUUUGCUUGUAGUAUUGUGCCAAUUUUAGAAGCUCGUGGCAGAAAUCUGUAUGCUUUCACACUGGAGGGAAUUGUUUCUGUUGAUAUGCAGCUGAUUGAACACCUCUGCCCUAAUUUAGUAAGCUUAGGUUUAUACUACAACUCUUAUUUGGAAGAAUCAUUUAUUAUCCCUGAAGAUUUGACUCUUUCAAAGCCAUUUCCUGGGCUUCGCAGACUUCUAUUUGGCUCUAAUUCUGGAGACAGUGAUUUUCCAUCAGAAUAUUUGGAAUGGCUGCUGUCUAAUCAAGAUUUGGAAGAACUUUCUCUCUCUGGCUCACCUCUUUUUAAUAUUGAGUUAUUCAAUAACGCAUUUGCAAAUUCUUCUGCGUAUCCAAACUUACGUCGUCUUGAAUUAGAUUACUGCAAUGUGACCGCUGAUGUUAUAAUAGAGUUUUUAUAUCAUUGUGGUCGUAAAUCAUUACGAGAGCUCAGUAUUUGUGGCCCAUUUGUAAGAGAACAAGCAGCACCAUCUCUUUGUUAUAUACUCUGUGAAAAAUUGGAUGUUCAACUUGAGGCAUACUUUUAUUCAUUUGUGAAAUUGAAAAAGAGACUAGUUCGAUACAAGCAGGAUCUCACUUGCAUCAGUUCAGAAUUGGACAUGAUAUCACUUCACAACAAUUUCGACCAUUGCCGUCUGAUAGAGUUUAUUGAUCCUAACUGAUGCAGUGGUGAGUCUUGCAAUUAUUAAUUUGUUGUUUGUACUAGUCGUUACCAAAAGAGUGACUGUGAGAUAAAUGUUAAAGAUUUGUCAAGGAAGUUACAUACCCUUCUCUGUGAUUAUGGAAUGUGAACAUAUCAUUCUUUUCCUAAGCCAAAGAAAUAUCAUUUUCAGUUAGAUCAUAAAUUACAUAUUAGUAUGAAUUAUCCAGAAAUCAUACAUCCAUUGAAAUAUUUGAAAUCAUUUUUUAGUUUUGCCAAAGAUGUUACUAGUCUCU